AUGGAUUUUAAUUCGAGAAAAAAAAAAAAGAAAAAAGAUGAUGAUAUAUACAAUGAAAAUAUAAAUAUAUAUUUGGAAGAAAAUGACAAUUAUAUACUUGAUUUGGAAAAAAAGGUUCAAACCCUAAAACUGAUAGGUUCCAACCUAAGAGAGGAAGUUAGGACUUCCAAUUCUCUUCUAGACAAUUUAUCCGAUCGCAUGGAAAGCGUAAAUAAAAAAUUAACAGGAGUAUAUAGGAGAGUCAAAAAUAUUUUAAGAACAAAGGGAAAUAAAUACUUGUUUUACCUUAUAUUGUUCUUUCUUUUUUUGCUGUUUUUUAUGAACUAUUUAUACCGAAAAAAUAAAUGA
Plasmodium malariae is the source of this 348-nucleotide messenger RNA. Its product is annotated as conserved Plasmodium protein, unknown function. Lineage: Eukaryota; Apicomplexa; Aconoidasida; Haemosporida; Plasmodiidae. Bases 1 to 348 code for a protein of 115 amino acids. The record is from RefSeq and is a predicted model, not a curated record. The transcript is spliced from 4 exons.